AUGCCGUCAAAUUUCUCAAAUAUGAGUAGAGGAACUUUGCCUUAUAGUCAUAUUUCUGGGAAAUUAGUUUCUACUGGGGAUGAUGAUGAAGAAUUGUAUUCUAUUGAUGCAUGGAUUAAAUCUUGGUUUUAUAGCACAUGUGAUCCCAGGUUGCACCAAAUAAUUUCUAGCGACGAUUGCACCACCAAAGAUUUUUGGGUCAAAUUGGAUGAAAUUUUUCACAACAAGAAGAUGUCUCGUAUGCUACAAUUACAAGAUCAAUUCUGCAACACAAAGAAGGGUUCAAGCUCCAUCAUCGAAUUUUGCCACACAAUAAAAAAUCUAUCUAAUGAUCUCAAAGAUAUUGACUCUACAAUCACCAAAAUCGAGCUUGUGAUGCAAAUCUUGCAUCAAUUACCACCCUCAUAUCAUAGCAUUGUUGAUGUCAUCACCAACAUGAAGCCUCUUCCAUCUUUUCUCGUGGCCAAAAACAUGAUUUUAUUGCAUGAAUCUCGAGAGGUGGCUUCUGAUGCUACUUUUGACUUGCCUAUGUCUUAA
Messenger RNA from Lactuca sativa (garden lettuce), 537 nucleotides. RefSeq lists its product as uncharacterized. The record is from RefSeq and is a predicted model, not a curated record. Lineage: Eukaryota; Viridiplantae; Streptophyta; Magnoliopsida; Asterales; Asteraceae.